This is a messenger RNA of Caenorhabditis remanei, 3114 nucleotides long. RefSeq lists its product as uncharacterized. The record is from RefSeq and is a predicted model, not a curated record. The transcript is spliced from 16 exons. NCBI's taxonomy places the organism in Eukaryota, Metazoa, Nematoda, Chromadorea, Rhabditida, Rhabditidae. The coding region runs from base 1 to 3114 and encodes 1037 amino acids.
AUGGACUCAUUCUCGGAGGUCGAGAUGCCCCAGUCGACGAAUGAUGAUUUGUUUAAGGUCAUCGAAUCAUCGGGCGAGGAAGUGGACAUUUUUCUUGAAAACUGCUCCUCACUCUACAAUUUAAUCCUCGACUCGUUGCACAACCUCACCUCAAAAACGAUAUCAUGUGAAUGUCUCGACGAAAUGACAUCUACACUUGAAAAAUCGGCAAAGAAAAUUCUGGCCGAAAGGCCGGAGGCCGAGAAUUCGGUCCUUCUCCGACUAAACACGAUCUGCUGUGCCAUGGAGCAGUUGCGUGUCCAACACAACGCAAAACUGAUGAGCGGUGCAGAAUCAGACACAUCCAGCUCAGCACGCAGUUCCACGUCAUCAUCGACGGGUGAGAUGCGAUCGUGGUUACAUGAAGUCGAGAGAAGACUUGAAAUAAAUGAGAAACGGAUUCGAGUGGAGCCAAACUUGACAGUGUUAUUAGCUGAUCAACAGGCUCUCCAACUUGAAAUACAACACGAAGGUCAGCUACUGGUCAAUCGACUCAACAAACAACUCAAAGACGAUAACGAUUCAGACUCACUAGAAGAAGAGAAACGGAAGACGUGUGUCGAUGCGAUUCGAAAACGGUGGCAUACAAUAUAUCUGAACAGUUUGUCACUUGUAUGUCGGAUAGAGGAGCUCUUGAACCAUCAGCAAUCAUCGGAAGACUCGGAAAGUGAUCCAGAUCUUGUCGGACCACCGGUCAAGCGGGCUCGUACACGCACCAGUGGACAUCUGACAGCAUCUGACACCGAGGAAUCUGAAGACGAAGAUCGACACAGUCAAACGGAAACAGUGGUCACAGACGAGGAUAACGUUCUUCCAUUUGCAGAGAGUGAAUACGAAAGUAUUAUGGAUGGAAGAGUAACAGUCGACUCGUGCACAUCUUCAUCUGAAGAUCAAAUGGUUGAGCAAUCAUCGAACAAGAAAUGGGAAAGUGUCCAACAAGAUGUUGGUUACUCAAGUGGCGAGAACUCGAUACAUGAAGCGUUGAACACGUGUGCCGACCAUUUACUUCCGGAGACCAGUGACAUGCGUCGAAAACGUAUCGAAUGCUCUCCAGUCAAGGCAUUCUAUAGAACUGUUCAGUUGGAGGAUAUGUCUGAUUUAGAAGUCACAAAAGCCAUCAACCACGAUAUAGAUGAAGAACCAAACUUGUCGGAUUCGAUGUAUGUCAAUCAUGAUUCCACAUUCUUAACGACACAAAAUCUUCCAGAAUACGACGAAGUGAUGGCUCUAAUGGAUAACGAAGAUCUUCCAAUGGACAUCUCAAUGACAGAAUCAUUCAACACAAAAUGGCGUGAAAUCCACGGACAAAAGAAGCCGUUGAGACGUGCCUCUCGACCGAGUCGUGAACAAAUGGAUCUGAUUGCCAAGAGCUCGUGCGAUGCUUCUUCCGAAGAUUCGUCCGAGGGAGAGCACCAAACACAACUGGAGGAUGAGCCAGAGAUGAUGAGUGUAUCAUUCAACUCUGCUUCAUUUGACACAUCUUCCCCAUUGAAGCGUCAAAGAUCCGCUCGUGGACUCAAAAACGCCUCAUUUCUCUACGACAGUCUUGAAAUGGAUGGAUCAUUCUGCUCGACUCGUUCCGAAAUGCUUCCACCAUGCAAGACACGUUCAUUGGCGCGUAGAAAACUGAGAGUCCGCAGAAUGCCACGUAGCAUGAGUGAUGGAGAGCAACUGGGUGUUGUGAGCUGCAAACCAGAAGGAUUGAUGACUCCAAUGAUUCGUGUGUCUCCUCCAUCCACUCCGGUUCGACGACUUCUGCGAAAACUUGACGAACAAAUCAGAAAUCGGGAUAGCGAUACGGCUCCAGAGCAUAGUGACGCUGCCCAGGCUUACGAGUGGGACGAAUACCAUCCACCACAAAAAGACGACUCAACAGCCGACCGAAAUCAUAGUUCAAUGGCAGACAUCUCUAGCCAACUGAUGAAUAUUGAUGAUGACUUCGCUGAGCAUUUCGGAACUUCAACAUCCAGUGCAUACCGUCUUAUUGAGGAAUCGAAAUCUCAUCUGAGAGUUGUCCAAAAGGCACUUGAAGAGAGUAAUGCUGAUAUUCCACACCUCUCAAACUUCGAGUUAAUUGCUCGUUCCAACUUGAGACAAGUCGAUGAAGCACUGAAAAUUCAAUCCGGAUACCAGCCAUCGUUCCUCGAGACAAGCACUCUUCAAGAGCUUCGUGCUGAAUGGGCACAACUUUAUGAAUCGAUUCGCAGCCCAUUCGUUCGUAUUAUGCAUCAAGUCAAGAAGUUCGCCGCUACACUUCAAGAAGUUUCGUCGAUGGCGUCACUUGGAGACGUGGAUAUCCGAUCGAAAGAAGACGUUAUGAAGGCGUUGGAUGCUGUGACGGCAAUCGAACGACGUCUGAGUUGUGAGAGGCAAGAAUUGCGCGAUCUACUUGCUUCACCAACUUUCCGUGACGUCGCCAAAGAACUGUCGUGUGAAUUCGAAACGGUGUCCGAAGGAUACGACGACGCCGUCGAUAGAAUCGGGAAAAUGGCUCAUUCAUUGUCUCAAGUGAAAGGAGAAUGGGAUGCAUGGAACAGUCGUCAAAAUGACAUCAGAAGUGCGAUGGUUCGAAUUGAAUCUCAUCUGAAAGAAGGGCAAAUGGAUAAUAAAAUGAUUGCGGAGGAGAUGGAAUUGUGUCAGGAGAGAAUGAAUAGUCUCGAGACGAUGUGCAAUUAUUUGACUUCAUCGUUGGGAUCAAUUCAGAAUGAAUCCAACACGAAAAAUCUUCCAGACUUCAAAGCAGAACUCUCGAUUUACAGUAAUGCAUUGGCAAGACUCAAAGACAGAUUCAACGACAUGGUCCGUGUCCCAACUCCACCCACAAUCCAAUUCCAUCCACCAGAGCCACGCCCAUCAAAGGGAAGAAGCAUGACAACUCAGACAGCUGAAAUGGAAACUGAAACUGAUGAGGAGACUCCUCUAUCAGUUUCAGAAGCUAUUUCCUCAUCUCGUCUCAUCAAAUUUACAUUUGCUCUUUCUCUUCUAUCCGCACUAGCCGCCAUCUUCUACUAUCACGUGUUUGGAAAACCAUUCGGUCCCCAUUUGACCUAUGUGAACGGACCACCACCAACUUAA